UAUAGAAGUUCAGUAUAAUGGGUAUUUAUUUCUUAGCUAAUCUGUACCUGACUAAUACUGAUAUACCUAGGGUAUAUCAGAAAUAUUUUUCAUAAUAUUUGAUGGUUCAAAGAUAUUUAACAGCCUAUAGUCAGAAAUAUGAGACGCACUCUAAGAAGAAUCCGCACAGAACAAAUCUUCUUUCUUCUGGGGAGCUGUGCAGUAGCAGGUCUUCUGAUGUGCCUCAUCUUACAUGUUCCUCUGAGAUCCAAGCAAGUGUCUGCAAUGCAUUCAGCGGAGAGGACUCCUCGAGCUGCCGCCGCAAUCCAUGAGGAAGUGCUUAAAAUUGCGCAAGCUGCUGCAGAAAGGGCAGAAAUCAGAAAUUCUAAACAAAUCCUGGGUCCAAAAGAAAUUUUGUCCCAAGCAUUCAAAAGAUGUGACACGGAUGGCUCCCUUGGCUUAUCCCGAUCAGAGACUGAGGCUUGUGUUCAGCAGCAAGUUACGCUGCACCUCACACAGGCCAUCAGAGAAAACUUCUUUAUAUUCACUGCACUUGAUGUAGACCCUCGCAAUGGUGAAGUAUCAUGGCAAGAGCACCUCACACAUUUCUUGCGCAAGCGCGGCUAUGAUGCUGACUUUAUUGCUGCUCAUCUUGACAACCUGAAAGACCUCAAGCGGGAGGAAAAAGAGAGCAUCAUGCGCGACAAAGCUGCGUGGUCAGAAGCGGCUCGCAGUGACCCCGACACGCUCACUCUGGACGAGUUUCUGGCCUUCCACCACCCCGAGAGCUCCCAUGGUGCCAUCCUUGCUAAGGUGGAAGAGCUUCUCUAUUUCCUUGACACUAACGGUGACGGGGCCCUCACGAAGGAGGAAUAUUGCCAGAGCAACCAGGGCGCGCAACUGACGCAGUGCCUGCAGGAGCGCUUCCUCGAGGUCGACCAGAACGCCGACGGCAAGAUCGAGCGCAGGGAACUUGUGCUGUACCGCGACCCUCGCCACCCCCACCACUCCCGCCUGGAGGCGGACCGCCUCUUCGCUGCUGCUGACACCGACGCUGACGGCAGCCUCUCGCUGCCUGAGCUCCUGACGCACUCCAGCCUCUUCGUCAGCAGCAAGAUGGUUGACGUCGCUGGCAGCUUCCAUAAUGAGUUCUGAACCCCUGAGAGGCUGUUUCUUAAGACGAUUAAAAACUUUUAAAUCAUAAAAUUUUCUAAUCUAAAGGAUUUAUCAACUAAUUAGUGACAACAAUAAGUGAAAACCAUUGGACUGUUGUAUUUUUUAUAAAUCAAUUUUUUUAUAAUCCGUAUGAUUUUAAUAAUCCAGAGUCCUCUCAUUCUGUAAUUCUAGGACAUUGCGCUUGUAUGAAUUGAAAAUUGUGUGGCUAGACUGCAUGUAUUAAUUUUACUUAUAAUGAAGACUGUGAUACGAACAAAUAGCUUACGCUCAUACGCUCAUGAGUAUCAUUUUACAAGAUCCGAAAUUCACUGAAAGAAACCGGACCAGUGCGCAGAAAAUCUUAUGUCCAUAAAAUAUUAAAGUAAAAGAAAUUGCGCUGCAAGUUUUCUUAUCUACUAAAGAUAAACUGUGUUGAGAGAACUUAGUCAUUAAAUUCAAACAUUCAAUUUAGAAUCGAUAAGGAAACUUGUUAUACUCGCAAUAAUGUUAUCUAGUGCAAUAAUUUGUGUCGUUUAGAUCAUUGUACAUAAGAUAAUCGGUCUUAAGAGUUGCUAUCCUGUUGAUGUUAUACUUUCAUUCCAUUGUUAUAGAUUCCGGUUGCUAAUAAGCAUAUUUUAUAUCAAAUGUCGUGUUUGAUUAUGUCUACUAUCUCUGUUAUGGCUUCGUUCUACUAGCUCUCGAUGUCUGGCACCGGAUCUCGGUUGUAGGAACAAGCUGCAUUUAGGCAGGAUUUCUUACAUUUCCUUUCUCUGUCUUCAUCUUCAUCUCUAGGAGCGUCUUAUUUUCUAUUGCUACUUUCCAUUCUUAUUAUUUGAAAUGCUAACGCGACUUCUGUCUUGCUCCUUCGUUCUUCACUGGCCUGGCCACAAACGAUCUUUCGCCUCGUGUGGGUGAUUAACGAGCUUUGAUUUGGAAUAAUUUAGACCUUCCAACUCAUUAGUGUCAUUUAUUCUACUUACGGUGCGAGUUUGCUUAAUGGAUGCCACGCUGGCAGGCUAUUAGUCCAUUAUAAACUGCGGUUACCUACCAUGCUUCCUGGUUCAUCUAUAUAAACUAUAUACAUUAUAACCUGCAUAGAACUGCCUACGUCUCAGUUUGUGGACGUAAACAUUCCAAGAAAAAAAGUUCUUGAAUUGACGCGUUUGCUCAUGGACCUGAAUUUUUUUUUAAUUCUCUUUUUUGUAUUUUCUUUCUCAUUAUCGUUGUAGUCUCUCGACUUGACUUAAUUAUCGUUGUAGUAUCUUCGUUAUGAAGUUCCAUACCGUUCGCUGACUGUUUAGUAGUCCUGAAUGGAAAAUACAUAGUUAUCUUGGUGACCGUUUCUGGAAGUUAUCAGGUUUAGAAAUAAGUUCUUAGUGUAGUGAAAGUUUCUCAUCUGUUCGCAUAAUCGACAGGUUAAAACUGCUUGAUAUCCAAGUGAUGAACAAUUUGCUUGUUAUAUCUUGAGAGUGUCAAAUCAUUUGCCAUAGACUGUGAUAUUUUCCUUCCUCCAGUCCCCUAGCAAGAACGUAUUAAAUUGAAUGCCUU
Hyalella azteca is the source of this 2682-nucleotide messenger RNA. RefSeq names its product 45 kDa calcium-binding protein (gene myd). Gene Ontology annotation, molecular function: calcium ion binding. Bases 139 to 1134 code for a protein of 331 amino acids. Gene Ontology annotation, biological process: calcium-ion regulated exocytosis. Gene Ontology annotation, cellular component: endoplasmic reticulum. The transcript is spliced from 7 exons. NCBI's taxonomy places the organism in Eukaryota, Metazoa, Arthropoda, Malacostraca, Amphipoda, Hyalellidae. The record is from RefSeq and is a predicted model, not a curated record.